Molecule: messenger RNA, 2843 nt
Organism: Zerene cesonia (dogface butterfly)
Lineage: Eukaryota; Metazoa; Arthropoda; Insecta; Lepidoptera; Pieridae
Gene: rl
Product: mitogen-activated protein kinase 1
Exons: 8
Coding region: 296-1387 (363 amino acids)
Biological process (GO): protein phosphorylation; intracellular signal transduction
Cellular component (GO): cytoplasm; nucleus
Molecular function (GO): ATP binding; MAP kinase activity
Source: RefSeq, a predicted model, not a curated record
UCUUACUCACUUUUGUAACGGUAUUGCGUCCGUACGGGAGUGUCCAAAAAAGUCGGGCGCUUGGUCGAAUGAGAAUGAUAAGCCAGUUGUCUCAUUACUGGAUAAUGUAGGUCGGCUAAGCUGUUUGUUUUGGUUCAUUGUUAGAAAACCAUAGUGGAUUAAUGUGUACGAACUAGUAAGGUUCCAGUGCUCUGUGCAAUUUUGAGUACUGGAGUUUGAAGUACUGUGACAGGAGCAAAUUGUAAACAUUUGACUUGUGCUGUGGUUAAGUGGUAUUCCCGUUUGUUGUGUCACCAUGGCUGAGGCUGCAGCUGCUACUACCACCAAUCCGAAUGCGGAAAUUGUUCGCGGGCAGGUGUUUGAAGUUGGCCCUAGAUAUAAAAAUCUGCAAUAUAUAGGCGAGGGUGCUUACGGCAUGGUUGUAUCCGCCUACGAUACUGUGAAACAGUCGAGGGUGGCCAUCAAGAAAAUAUCACCGUUCGAACACCAGACGUACUGCCAGCGGACACUUAGAGAAAUCAAAAUCCUCACCAGGUUUAAGCAUGAAAACAUAAUCGACAUUCGGGAUAUUUUAAGAGCAGAAACGAUUGAGCAGAUGAAAGACGUCUACAUCGUGCAGUGUCUAAUGGAAACGGACUUGUACAAAUUACUAAAAACACAGAAACUAAGCAACGACCACAUUUGCUACUUCCUGUACCAAAUCCUGCGAGGGCUCAAAUACAUACACUCUGCGAACGUGCUGCACAGGGACCUCAAGCCUUCCAACCUGUUGUUAAACACCACGUGCGAUUUGAAGAUAUGCGACUUCGGGCUGGCGCGAGUGGCGGACCCCGAUCACGAUCACACGGGCUUCCUGACCGAGUACGUCGCGACGCGCUGGUAUCGCGCCCCGGAGAUCAUGCUCAACUCGAAGGGUUACACGAAGUCAAUAGACAUAUGGUCGGUGGGGUGCAUCCUCGCGGAGAUGCUGUCCAACCGGCCGAUCUUCCCCGGGAAGCACUAUCUGGAUCAGUUGAACCAUAUCCUUGGCGUGCUCGGCUCGCCCAGCCAGGAGGAUCUGGAUUGCAUCAUUAAUGAGAAGGCGCGAGGCUACCUGGAGUCGUUGCCGUACAAACCUCGCGUACCCUGGGUGCAGCUGUUCCCGAACGCGGAGCCGCGGGCGUUGGACCUUCUGGACAAGAUGCUGACCUUCAACCCCCACAAGCGUAUUACCGUCGAGGACGCCCUCGCACACCCGUACCUCGAGCAGUACUAUGAUCCGCAUGAUGAGCCCGUAGCCGAAGAGCCGUUCAGGUUCACGAUGGAGCUUGACGAUCUACCAAAGGAAACACUGAAGAGCCUCAUCUUUGAAGAGACCCUGCUAUUCUACCAGACGCAGAACUCGUAAGCUGCUCGCCCGAAGCGGGCACAUGCAAGCUACCACCGCGAUUUUAUUGGCAAACGUCGCAAAUAUAACUUGUGAUCAUUGACGUGAAAUAGCCGGACUCACUUUCGCGUAUUAAAUUAUCAUUGUAAACAAACAUUCAUUGCAAUUAACACCUUAUUUCGAGGCAGUAAUGUUUCGAAGUCUAUUGUAUCAAAACUCUGCCUAAUACACGCGUAGGCAGAGUUUUGCUUUAGACAAUUAUUGAGCGCGAUUGUCAGUCCAGUUGUUUAUUAUGUCAAUGCUUGCAAUGCAACCACGCGUACGGGCUUAGUGUUGUGCAUGUGUCGAUAUCGUCGUCUUGUCAGGCGAUAAUCGUGUUCGAUUAUUCAAGAUUUCGUGUGUCCACUCGCGUGGCGCUGCAUCGCUGUAGCUUGCAUGCAUACAUGUUCGUCGACGUUUGCGUUAUGCAUGCCUAUUAUUCCGAUUUCUAAUUUUCUAGAUGGUUUUCGGGGGUGAGAUUAAUGCAAUAAGAUUCUGAUGAUGUAUGAUAUACGGAUGCUGUAUGACAAGGUUAUUUUGGCGCCAGCCGCAAUCGGAAGGAGCGGCGCCAUGUUGUAUAAUGUCACUUUAUUGACAGCCAGUGUUACCGUUUUGACAGUAAUAUAUACUUUCUCUUUGUUGCGCGAAGGACUUAUAUAUUCUAUGGUAGUUUGAUUUUAUUAAAAAGUACGUUCCUCCUAACGUGACACUGGCAGAUUGUUCACUGAAAUCAAUGAAACUAUUUUACUGACAUCUGAACGUCAUAUUUUUUUGUUUUCGUUAGUUAAAUUAUAUUUAUUUGAAACCCCACUUGCGACAAUUUGGAUUAGAUACGUUGAAAAAAAGUAUUUCUGUGAGAUUUUUCAUCGGUGGUAAAACAUGUAUCUUAUCACGUAGAUUAUAAUCUUGUUUUUAUAUAAUUUGUAGUGAUGAUUGUACGCAUUUGCCGAAAUAACUUCGGUAUCCCGUUCAUAUUCUAGAGAACCGCCGAUGUCGGCUCACACGUAUUAAAAUAUAUAGUAUUGCGAUUCCGAAUGGGGCUGCUAAUAAAUUAUGAUUUUUUAAUUAUUUUAACAUCAUUCAUCAUAAAAUAUCCAAUUUGAUUUGUAUAGUAACGAUUAUUUAACAUAAAAUCAUUAUUUUAAGUUUCAAAUAAUAUUAUUUAAGCUUAAGUGACAUCAGGCCAUCGUCGAAUUUCAGAUCACCAAUCUUUAUUAGGCUCUUAACGAAAUAGAAAAUUGACUGAAAUAGCAUUCAGUUUUAACGUAGGUAUUAUUAAAGUGUAGAUGAAAUAUAGAUAGGGAUUUUUCUGAAAUUUAUCAAAGUUAAUACCUAGUCUUACGUUAGCGAUACGAGUGACGAAGCGUUAUGCAGUAUUACAUCGGGACGGAAUGUAAAUGUAUCGAGGUUAUAUACGAUCCAUGCGAUGGAGAAUUUA